CCCUCCCCUUCCCUCCCCCCCCUACUAAGGCUCCCCGCCCGCCGCGCUCCGCUCACUGGCCGCUCGUCCCUACCGACCCAGCGUCCCCGCCGCGCCUCUGGCCAAGGUUUCAACAGACCUCACCAAGAUGCCGUCUCAAAUGGAACACGCCAUGGAAACGAUGAUGUUCACAUUCCACAAGUUUGCUGGGGACAAAGGCUACUUAACGAAGGAGGACCUGAGAGUACUCAUGGAAAAGGAGUUCCCUGGAUUUUUGGAAAAUCAAAAAGACCCUCUGGCUGUGGACAAAAUAAUGAAGGACCUGGACCAGUGCCGGGACGGCAAAGUGGGUUUCCAGAGCUUCUUCUCACUCAUCGCCGGGCUUACCAUCGCGUGCAAUGACUAUUUUGUGGUUCACAUGAAGCAGAAGGGGAAGAAGUAGGCAGCCCUGAGCCGCGCUCCCACCCCAAGAGAGUUCUCCUGACGGUCCCUCACAGAGUCUGCCCCGCAGCUCCCCGCUGUACAAAGGAUUCCAUGAGCAGAGCGGGACCCUUAGAAAAUGUACACAUAAAAUGCAACCCCCGUUUGAGAAGCAGAGAAAGUAAAGUCCAUGAAAACCAGAUAAGCUUUCCAUUUUUUAUAUUGCCUGCAUCCUCUUGCCCCCAAUAAACAAAUUCCUUUUUUAGUUCCUCACUUGA
Molecule: messenger RNA, 677 nt
Organism: Suricata suricatta (meerkat)
Lineage: Eukaryota; Metazoa; Chordata; Mammalia; Carnivora; Herpestidae
Gene: S100A10
Product: S100 calcium binding protein A10
Exons: 3
Coding region: 128-421 (97 amino acids)
Cellular component (GO): cytoplasm
Molecular function (GO): transmembrane transporter binding
Source: RefSeq, a predicted model, not a curated record